AUGGUGACCGGCUUGCUAGCGGACAGCUUCGACCCGAACGUGCCGACCCGAGACAGCUGGACGCCGCUGCACCUCAAAUCUCUCGCGGGGCAGAAAGCGCUGGUGUUGAGCUUGCUAGAACACGGUACCACCAUCGACGCACGGGACGCAACGGGUGAGUCACCACGUAUCGAGGCCUCCUACAAAGUCAAGCAAGCUAUCGUGGAGACUCUGCUCUCUCUAAGGGGGCCACCGCCAACCUCCGAGGAACCGUACCGCUAUGCUAAUCUGCGCUCGACAGAGCCCCACGAGAAGGACCACCGAGGUAAUCGGUGUCCUCAUUCGGGGCAGGGCCACGGUGAGCGCCCAAGACCGCCGAGGCGUCACCGCACUACUCGGUGA
This is a messenger RNA of Ectocarpus siliculosus, 381 nucleotides long. The record is from the annotation of a GenBank genome assembly. NCBI's taxonomy places the organism in Eukaryota, Phaeophyceae, Ectocarpales, Ectocarpaceae.